AUGACUGCUAAUUUCAGACAUGGCAUGGCUAUACCGAACAAGUUCAUAGACCAUUUCGGCGGAAAGAUUUCAAGGACCAUCGAACUGGAAUCCCAUAACGGCGGCAUGUACACUGUUGAAGUCUUCGAGCUUAUGAACGAAACGGUCCUCCGACGGCGUGGAUGGGAGGCGUUUGUCGAUGCGCAUUCCAUUGAGGAGAAUGACUCUUUGCUGUUUCGCCACAUUGAGAAGUCACGUUUCGAGGUCCUGGUGCUCGACUCCGAUGACUGUGAGAAAGUGCUUCCCUCUGCUGGCAUCAAAUCUGCUUCUUGUAAUGUUCAAGAAAGCAGGAGCGUGGAUUGUAUUGGAGAAGACAGUGACGCUAAGGCAGAGGAACAUUCUGAAGAUGAAUCGUCUUUUGGGCUAGAUGAUGAUUGUCAGACACCUUGCGCAGGGCGCGACUAUGUCUUGUCUCCAAAGGCUCGUCUGUCUGGAGCUCAGGAGGAGAGAGUAACUAGGCUUCUCCAGGCUGUUCGAGCCGAGACUCCCGUGUUCGUGGCCAUCAUGAAAAUGAACACACGGAUCCGUGAUCCCCAAGCUUUUUGCAGAGGAGCACUUCCGCGUGAGAGCCAGAACCUGACGCUGCAGCGGCCAGGCAAGAGCAAGAAGUGGCACCCCUGGUUGUACAUCAGGAAGAGUCAAUGUGGGCACGUCCUCACCGGGUCUCGCUGGGUAGGCUUCCUCCGUGACAAUGGCGUGCGCGAGGGAGAUCUCUGCGUCUUCCAACCAGUGAAGGGCACUGGCACCAGGAGCAAAUUCACAGUCCAUCUGCUUCACGAGCCCUUGGGUGCAAGUGGAAGUACUGGUCCGAAGAAAAGAGUAGGAAACACAAGGGUGAACUCGGCUGCCCCAGAAAGAUCAACCACUGCUUAUGGUCAUGGUGCAACAGCUAUGGAAAAGGCGGCGCCACCCGCCCCGACAACCCGCCGUGUCAACAAGGAGCAAGAUGAUGGGUGGAACCAUGGUCGUCAGACUCAGAGAGCACGGCAGCUACCAAAGCCGGCGCGUCCCUACAUAUUGUCAUCCACCGCACGCCUGACUGAGGAGCAGGAGAGGGAGGUGGACCGGACAGCUCGCGCCAUCGGGUCUCGUGUUCCCGCCUACGUCUCGGUGAUGAACAGGAGCAGCGUCGGCGUGGGCAACAGGAUCUACAACGUAACCAUUUCCUGUGCGUAUGCUGCCGAGUAUCUUCCACCCGGGGAGCGGGUCGCCGUGACGCUCGUGAGGAGGAAGAAGGCGUGGGAGGUCGAGAUGCGCGCGCGCGGCGGCGGGCGGGCGCUGGCGCAUGGCUGGCGUGGUUUCGCCCGCGACAACCGGCUGCGGGUGCAGGACGUUUGUCUGUUCCAGCCCAUGGAGAAGAACCGCCAGAGCCUUACCAUGACGGUCCACAUCAUCCGUCACAGCGGCAAGCGGAAGCAGUAGUUUCUCUUCUGUUUUAGCGCACCAGGUCGAUUUGCCGCUGGUAGUGGUGCUGGUCUGAAAACUUUGUUGGGGCAGUACUGUAUGUCGGGUACUAUGGCCAGUGGCUACUCUCCAGAACCUGUGUUUAUGAUGGCCAACAAGCUGUCUGCUAUGCAAUUUAUCAAAAAUGUUAGGCCGGGCU
Aegilops tauschii subsp. strangulata is the source of this 1642-nucleotide messenger RNA. The record is from RefSeq and is a predicted model, not a curated record. Lineage: Eukaryota; Viridiplantae; Streptophyta; Magnoliopsida; Poales; Poaceae.